AUGACGGAGCUGCUUCAAAGCGUAACGGCGCACCCCUACGUGGCCUGUGCAGCGGCGGUGCUGCUGUACUGCCUGUGUGGCGCCGUCUACCGCCUCUACCUGUCGCCGCUGGCCAGCUUCCCCGGACCCAAGCUGGCGGCGCUGACGCUUUGGUACGAGUACUACUACGACGGCAUCAAAGGCGGCCAAUACACUUUUAAGCUGAAGGAGCUGCACGAGCAAUAUGGCCCCAUCAUCCGCAUCUCGCCGCACGAGCUGCACGUCAACGACCCGGCCUUCAUCGACACGCUGUACGCGGCGGGCGGCAAGGCGAAGCGCAACAAGUACGUCUUCUACACGAAGCAGUUCGGGCUGGCGCAGGCGGGCUUCGGGUCGGUUUCGCACGACCUGCACCGGCUGCGGCGCACGCCCUUCAACCGCUUCUUCUCGCGCCAGAGCGUGCAGCGCCUCGAGCCCGCCGUGCGCCGCGUCGUCGACAAGCUGUGCGCCCAGCUUGACCGCAACUUCGCCGGCACCGGCUGCCCCGUCAACCUGACCGACGCCUUUGGCUGCAUGGCCACCGACGUCGUCUCGCGCUACGCCUUCGGCUACAGCUACGACUUCCUCGAGUCCGACACCUUCUUGCCGAACCUGACCAAGGGCAUCGAUGCCGGCAUGGCCUUGGGCGCCACCGUGAAGCAGUUCCCGUGGUUGUUGUCGUUUUUGCAUUCCCUUCCUGAGGCCUGGACGCGCAGUUUGAUGCCCGAUAUGGCACCCUAUCUCGACUUCCAGCGGAGCAUGAUGAAGGCCAUUGAUCGGGUGCAUAAAGAGGAGGAAGAAAGAGCGGGCAAGGAGAAAGACGCGGAUGCCGAGACCACCAUCUUCCACGAGAUUUUGCGCGGUGACCUUCCCGAGGAGGAGAAACAGACGGCGCGGUUAUGGCAGGAGGGCCAAGCCGUCAUAGGAGCUGGAACCGAGACCGUAAACUGGGCCAUCUGCGUGACCUUGUACUACCUCCUCUCGCAGCCGCCCACACUCGCCAAGCUGCAGGCCGAGCUGGCGCAAGCCAUCCCCGACCCGGCCAGCAUCCCUGCCUGGCACGCGCUCGAGCAGCUGCCCUACCUGUCGGCCACCAUCGCCGAGGGUCUGCGCCUGUCGUACGGCUUGGCCACGCGCCUGGCCCGCAUCUCGCCCGACGAGCCCAUGCGCUUCUGCAGCAGCUCCUCCUCCGGCGACGUCGACGUGCUCAUCCCCGCCGGCGUGCCCGUCGGCAUGACGGCCGUGCACAUCCACCACGACGAGCGCAUCUUCCCGGAGAGUACGAAGUUUCAGCCCGAGAGGUGGUUGGAUGCUGAGGGGAGGCGGAGGCACGAUUUGGAUGGGUAUUUGUUGAGUUUUUCGAAGGGGAGUCGGCAGUGUUUGGGGAUGAAUCUUGCGUAUGCCGAGAUGCACAUUGCUCUCGCGACGGUGCUUCGGCGCUUUGGUGAUCGGAUGGAGCUAUUCGAGACUGGCAUCGAUGAUGUGAGGGUGCAGCGGGACUUCUUCAUCCCGAAGACGAAGGUGGGUUCGAAGGGUAUUCGCGUUCUAAUCAAGAGCAAGGCAUAA
This is a messenger RNA of Lasiodiplodia theobromae, 1584 nucleotides long. RefSeq names its product Cytochrome p450. Bases 1 to 1584 code for a protein of 527 amino acids. The transcript has 4 exons. The record is from RefSeq and is a predicted model, not a curated record. Lineage: Eukaryota; Fungi; Ascomycota; Dothideomycetes; Botryosphaeriales; Botryosphaeriaceae. Gene Ontology annotation, molecular function: iron ion binding; oxidoreductase activity, acting on paired donors, with incorporation or reduction of molecular oxygen; monooxygenase activity.